AUGCAGCUCUCAAUUAUCUUCGCUACACUCAUUACAGCUAUCACUGCGACCUAUGUGUCAUUCGAUCCAGGCUAUGACGAUGGUACACGCACGCUUCGAGAUGUAUCUUGCUCCGAUGGCCCCAAUGGACUCAUAACCAAGUAUCACUGGGAAACUCAGGGCGAAAUCCCCCGCUUCCCAUAUAUUGGUGGCGUUCAAGGCACUACCUGGAAUUCCCCAUUAUGCGGCGCUUGCUACAAGCUAGAAUAUGGUGGCAGAAGUAUACAUGUCUUGGGCAUAGAUGCUGUCUAUAACGGCGGUUUGAACAUUGGCCUACACGCCUUGAAUAAUCUCACUAAUGGCAAUGCUGUCGCAUGGGGACACGUGGAUGCUACUGUUACGCAGGUCUCUGGAAGGAAGUGUGGCCUUGAAGAAUACAAGAUGUCAUCCGGAGAUAAGUAA
Messenger RNA from Trichoderma asperellum CBS 433.97, 441 nucleotides. RefSeq lists its product as uncharacterized. Lineage: Eukaryota; Fungi; Ascomycota; Sordariomycetes; Hypocreales; Hypocreaceae. The record is from RefSeq and is a predicted model, not a curated record.